This is a messenger RNA of Salvelinus fontinalis (brook trout), 3153 nucleotides long. RefSeq names its product family with sequence similarity 102 member Bb (gene eeig2b). The record is from RefSeq and is a predicted model, not a curated record. The transcript has 11 exons. The coding region runs from base 128 to 1345 and encodes 405 amino acids. Lineage: Eukaryota; Metazoa; Chordata; Actinopteri; Salmoniformes; Salmonidae.
CUGUGGCUGACUGUAGCAGGAAUAUUGUCAUUCACCAAUCAUCGCCGCUGCUAUGGGGGUGUGUUGAGAUUAAAAAGGACUGACAUCCAUAGAAGAAAGACACAUUAUCAGGCUCAACUAACGGUUUAUGGAUUUCAUGAUGAUGAAGAAAAAGAAAUUCAAGUUUAAAGUGGAUUUCGAGCUGGAUGAGCUCUCUUCUGUCCCCUUUGUCAACGGUGUCCUGUUUUGUAAAGUCCGACUCCUUGACGGCGGUUUCUCCGAGGAGUCGUCUCGGGAGCCGGUCCAUGCUAACUGUGUACGCUGGAAGAAGAGGUUCUCCUUCCCCUGUAAGAUGAGUGCCACCGCCGGGACGGGCGUGCUCGACCCCUGUGUGUGCCGCGUGUCUGUCAGGAAGGAGCUAAAGGGUGGGAAGACGUACGCAAAGCUUGGCUUUGCAGACCUAAACCUGGCUGAGUUUGCUGGUUCUGGGAACACGACACGUAGAUGUCUACUGGAAGGUUACGACACCAAGAACACCCGGCAGGACAACUCCAUACUCAAGGUUGUCAUCAGCACACAACUGAUGUCCGGGGACCCCUGUUUUAAAACGCCUCCUUCCACAGGCACAUUCAUCGGCGUCCAGGGAGAUGCAGAGAGCCUCCUGGAAGAGAGGAAGGGAGGGGACAACCAGAAGGCCUUCAUGGAGAGCCGGGAAGGAAAGUGUCCCUCUGUUUCCGAUGAACUUGGGGGCUCCUGCCAUUCCCGAACAUCCAGCUACGCUAGUCAGCAGUCUAAAGUCUCAGGCUACAGCACAGGUCACUCCCGCUCCUCCAGCCUGUCAGAGUGUACCCACCGCAGGAACACUUCUGUGGGCAGCGCUUCCACCGGCAUCGCCAGCAUCCUGGAGCCCUCUGACGACACUAGGGACAUCAGGGACCAGAGGGAGAGCAGGGACCGGGAGAGGGGAGACAGGGAAGCCAGGAUGGGGAUGAUGCCCCCUACUGCUGGGGCGUCAGCCUGCACAGCCCUGCCUGAACACCCCACCCCCACCAGUACCAUUGGUUCCUGUACAGGCACUCCGGUGAAGAGCGCCUCGUCCUGCGAACGCCUCAACAGACACCUGGUGAAGCAAGGGUCCAUGGAGGGUCAGAUGAUGAGGGUGGAGGCAUCGAGGGUGGAUGCUGAUGACGUGGUGGAGAAGAUCCUUCAGAGUCAAGACUUCACCCCCAGCCUGCUGGACUCCAGCCAUGAAGAGGAAGGCCUGCGGUUGUUUGUCGGUCCCGGAGGAAGCACUGCCCUUGGAAGCCAUCACCUGCCUACCAGGGUUGGCGCUGGUGCAUAUGAACAGGUGGUGAUUAAACGUUAGGCCUAAACCCCACCAGGAGGAUGAGUGGCACAGCUGACAUCCAAAAGAACCAUCAGUGGUUUUUAUCUUUCUUUAAUUCCAGCAAGCACAUUUUAUCCAACUGAACUGGCCUGUCAGAAAUGGACUGCAACAGCGCCCUCUGGUGUGCUUACAGACUGUGUGCACUGUCUGUAGUCCCCUGUUAGAUUAGCUCAGUGAAGUCAAGAAGAACAUCACCACGCCUCGAUCUGGGAAAGGAGUCAGACUAUUAAAAACUGCAGUUUGAGGUCACAGGAAAACCUGACCUUUUCAGCUGAAGAUCAAAGUGAUUUGGUUCUGUGUUUGUCACCAGAAUGAAUGAAGCCUUUGCUGAAGAGGAUGAUGCCAUUCUUUUUCAAUACAUUCCCUAGUUAACGCUAGUCCCCUAGUUUUCAGUCCUUUAGUUUUUCAACAAUGUUUUUUAUUUGUAACAGCCUUUUAAUGUAGGAUUUUAACUUUUGUUCACGAAUAAGCUGCUAAAAGGUUGUGUGUGUGUGCGUCAGUGGAGGCUGGUGGGAGGAGCUAUAGGAGGAUGGGCUCAUUGUAAUGAUUGGAAUGGAAUCAAACAUGGUUUCCAUGUUUGAUACCGUUCAAUUUAUUCCAUUCCAGUCAUUACAAUGAGCCUGUCCUAUAUCUCCUCCCACCAGCCUCCAAUGGUGUGCAUGUGUGUGGUUGCUACGUGUUUGUGUGUAUGCAUGACUGUGUGCGUGCCUAUAUGUCUCUGGUAAAGUGUUAAAGCCACUAGUCUGUUGUAAUAAUAGUAAGCCUACAAUAAUCCUGCAGUAUACAGAGCCAGGGCUGAGGGCUGGGAGUGAGACUGCAGGUUAUGUACUCGGUACUGAAGGUGACCCUGCUCCUCUCCUCUGCUGAUCUCAUUAUUGGCAGAAAUAGAAACCGCCUUACAAUCUAACCGCUCUGCUCUUUUUAUAUGCUUGUUGGGAGGGAAAUAGAUGGUGAAGAGAGAAGCUCUGUUUGAGUGAGGUCAAGCUUGUGUUUGCUUCUUCUGAAAGAAUCAGACUCUCAGGUUAAGAUAUCAGGGUUCCAAUCUGGAUGGCUCUUUUUUUACAACGACCGAUGACAGUGCGAUUUAGAAACUGAUGCAAGUCAACAGUUGAUUCUUGCCAAGCUGACGUAGGUACAGAACAUUGUUCUGUAGGUAAAGAUGAAGGCUACAGGACAAAUUGUCAACAAUUGAACUGCCAUUGUACACACUUAUUGGUCACCUUCUGUAGUACAACUCCAAAGAAAGAGACGGUGUUGUCCAUGAAGAAUGAGGCGGUGUGGUCCAUGAAGAAUGAGGCGGUGUGGUCCAUGAAGAAUGAGGCGGUGUGGUCCAUGAAGAAAGGGACGGUGUGGUCCAUGAAGAAUGAGACGAUGUGGUCCAUGAAGAAAGAGACGGUGUGGUCCAUGAAGAAAGGGACGGUGUGGUCCAUGAAGAAUGAGACGGUGUGGUCCAUGAAGAAAGAGACGGUGUGGUCCAUGAAGAAAGAGACGGUGUGGUCCAUGAAGAAAGAGACGGUGUGGUCCAUGAAGAAAGAGACGGUGUGGUCCAUGAAGAAUGAGGCGGUGGUCCAUGAAGAAAGAGACGAUGUGGUCCAUGAAGAAAGAGACGGUGUUGUCCAUGAAGAAUGAGACGGUGGUCCAUAAAGAAAGAGACGAUGUGGUCCAUGAAGAAAGAGGCGGUGUUGUCCAUGAAGAGUGAGACGGUGUGGUCCAUAAAGAAAGAGACGAUGUGGUCCAUGAAGAAAGAGACGGUGUGGUCCAUGAAGAAAGAGGCGGUGUUGUCCAUG